Molecule: messenger RNA, 1830 nt
Organism: Chaetomium globosum CBS 148.51
Lineage: Eukaryota; Fungi; Ascomycota; Sordariomycetes; Sordariales; Chaetomiaceae
Exons: 6
Coding region: 1-1830 (609 amino acids)
Molecular function (GO): protein binding
Source: RefSeq, a predicted model, not a curated record
AUGCCUCAGGGGCAGCGAACCUCGACGCUCAAGCUGCUGGCCUUCCUCGGGCUCGGGUGCACCUUGGGCGCCGCGUUUCCAGAUGUGCCGGACCCAGAUAACUUCCUCCGCAGGGCUUGGGCGGCAUCGACCGUCCUCGGCGAUUAUGUCUACAUCGAAGGAGGGGAGAUCAACCAAAUAGUCGAUGGGGAGAGCCGUGGAUCGGGAUUGAACUCGACGCUCUCCAUCGACAUGUCCCAGUCGUGGAAAUCUCUAGACGUCACCAUCCGAACGAUACCGAAACCGGGGCCCGCAAAGACCAAUGUAGGACUAUGGACGGACACGGCUGCGGGCGCGUUUUACUCGUGGGGCGGGAGAUGGCCGGGGGGCAAGAACAUCACCAAGAGCGCGCUCUGGAAGUUUACCGCUGACGGCAAGGGGGGCGGCUCGUGGGCGGUCGAGGACCCGGGGAACCCGACGCUCUUCAACGGCAUGCACCAGACCGAGUACGGCACCUUUGUCAACACGGACAGCAUGGGAUUUGUGAUCGGCGGGGCGACGCACGCGUGGACCGAGAAGGAUCAUUCCACCGCGGAUCCGAUCCCGGGCAUGGUGUCGUUCGACAUGAAGAGCAAGAUCUGGCAAAACGGAACCAUCAACUUUAGCCCCUACGGCUCUGGUGUCUUGAACAAGGGGGCGGCAGCGUAUUUGCCGUCUAUCGGUCCGGACGGUUUAAUCAUUACGUUUGGAGGGUAUGCUCCGCCGGUCGACAGCGACCUGAAUAAGUCGGAUGGGUCACCCCUGGAUCUUCGGAACUUGACCCUCUUCAACCCGGAGACGAAGAAGACGUACUGGCAGACGGCGACUGGGACAGUGCCUCCGACCCCACGAGGCCAAUUCUGCACCGUCGUCUUCCCGACGUCUGACGGCGGCUAUGAUAUCUUCCUAUUCGGCGGCAUCAACGGCCGCGACCAGUUCAACUACGGGGACGCCUACAUCCUGAGCAUGCCGGGAUUUGUCUGGACAAAGCUCUCCGACCCUCCUGGGGGCGCACGUGUGGGAGCGAGCUGUGUCCGCGUGGGAAAGCGGCAGGUUCUAAGCAUAGGCGGCGUGAAAGGAGCGGCGUCGGAAGCGGAUCCGGCGCCUCAGGGGCUGCUGCUGUUUGACAUGUCCACUCUGGAGUGGAAGGACUCGUAUGACGCCGACGCUCCCGCCUACGAGCGGAGCAAGACUAUACAAGACUUGUACAGCGACAACGCGCUAGACAAGGUCGACUGGUCGUCCGACGAGAUCCAGAAACUGUUCGUAGCGGCAUCGGCGAGCGCAACAGCCACCAACACCGACGCAGCCGGGAACCCCCUACCCACAGGCGCCCCAGGUUCAAGUUCCACCUCGGACCCCAACCCCGACACCAGCUCAAGCUCCACCCCCGUCGGCGCCAUCGUCGGCGGCGUAGUAGGCGGCAUCGCCGGGCUGGCCGCCAUCGCCGUCGCCGCCUGGUUCAUCCUCCGCCGCCGCAAACAACAACAACAACAAGCCACCCAACCCCCAACCUCCCAAAACCCAACCCAACCCUCCGAACUCGACCCCAACCCACACCAACACCCCCACCAACACCCCCACCACCACCACGGGCAAUACCAGCACGCGAGCGAACUCGACCCCAACUCCCCCUACUCCUACUACACCGCAACCCCCAACAUGUCGAAUCCGAUGGGCGGGUACUACGGGUACAAGGAGAAGGACGGGAGUGAAGGGCCGCCGCCGGUUGAGCUGGGAAACCAUGCACGGCCGAGCGAGUUGGGGGUGGGGGCGAAUCAUUUUGAGUUGGAUUCGACGCCGGUGCGGUGA